AUGAGCGCCACCGCCCGGCGCGGCUGGCGCGUUCCCGUGGUGGCGUUCAUCACCGGCGUUUUCAUCGCUACCGCGGUGUUGACGCGCGAUUACACCGUCGGCGACGACGUGCUCGCCGCGCUCGUCGCCGGUGAAAUCUCGUCGAUUAAUGCUCAGGCGAGCGAUUUCUCCUCUUUGCCGACGCCUCGCGCGCGAGCGAGCGAUCCAGACGUCGACAACGCGCGUUGCUUUGAGCUGUGCGCGAUCUUGCGCGCGGGUGUGGACGCGCGAACGAGGAUUGGGGCGCUGGAGCUGCGGUCCUCGGCGCGAGCGGCGCUCGCGGCGACGAAACUGAGCCUGGCUCUUUGGGCGCGCGUGUUCUCGCCGGCGACGAACGCGAUAACGGAAGGCGUCGUGCGAGGAACGCGCGCGGGGGGUCGGAGACUCGCGGUGAUCGUGCGGGAGACAGAACCGAGGGUUCUGGCGCAGUGGGUGCUCGCGUGCGUCGGCGCGGCGUACGUGUAUCACUUGUGCUGGCGGUUCGUCAAGCACUUGAAACGGGCGCGAUAUAGGAACAAGCUUAGGUUUUUCAUCAUUAGGAUGAGAUUGCGCGCGUCGCGGCGGGUGCGAACGGCGUUGGAGCCGUACGCAAGGGUUUAUAGGCGAGUCGCGAGCGCCGGGACGGCGGUGAAGCGACGAUAUUCGCUCGUCGUGCGAGGAAUACGUAGUAAAAGUCGAUUGGCAGCGAACGCGUUGCCGCAUGCGUUGUUUUUAGUCGUCGGGAUGGGUGUGUUUCGCGUCAUGCCGCGAUAUGCGAGGAAUAUGGUGCGGAAAAGAGAGAUUUUGGCGACCAUCUCGCUCCUCGUGCCGAUGUUUCGAACCAUGCUCGCCGUGGAGAGCGAAGACAUGGCUCUUGUCGAAAAAUGGUUGCGUUUCUGGGCAUCGUGCGCGCCGUUCAUGAUAGCCGUUGAUUUUCCGUUCAUAUUCUACGGUGUUAGGUGGUUCUUUCCGUGGUGGCCCGAAGUUUUAGUGCUGUUUACGAUGUGGUUGAACUCGCGCCUCACGCGCGGUAGUCAAAUCAUUUUGGAAUUUUCCACACCGCUCGUUUCUCGGGCGAUGGCGUACUUGAACGAGUCCAGUGGUACGACGGGUAAGAUUUCCAUACUUCUUCGUCGUUCGGUUCGACAAGCACUGCAGAUUAGUGUCAUCGUCAUUCGCUUCCGUUCCCGACGAGCCUCAGAGGCGCUCCGCCUCGUUCUCGACAAUAUGAGCAUUCCGUUGGUGAUGUGUACGGUGUUUUUCUUCACACCAGGGCUGAUGACGAUAUACGGUUGCGACAUGGCCGGAUUGGUCGUUCCGUUCGCGUUCACGGUGGACGGAUUACUCAAGUAUGCGCAAUUGAAGGCGCAACCGCAACAGCCCAGUCGCGCGCAAGCUCGCAAGGACUUAGAAAAGCUCCAUGAAGAUAAGCUUCGAAACUGGUUGACUUACUGGCUCGCACAUGCGAUGAUUUGGUCGCUGUCGCAAGAGCUUUCAAAAAGCGCACUCGGGUGGUUUCCGCUCUGGCGGCACACGCAACUGGCGGGAAUUUACUGGCUUCAAGUAUUCGGCGGCUCGCAACUCAUCACGGCGCGCAUGCAGGGUAUCAAACAAUCCAUCCUAGAGGAUCAUCAGAAAGCGUUAAAAGCAGCGAUUUCAGCCGACUUGGACGCGUCCGAAGUCGAGGAACUGGCAAAGUUGAAAAAGACGUUGGACGCCUCGCAGCCUAGCGUGGAAACGACGCUCGACGAAACCUCAAUUGACGACAAGAAGGAUGAUUCAAAACCCACCGAUACCGAUGGCGACGUCGACGCGGAAACGAUCACAAAAUUAGACGUAGGAAUCACCGCCGAGACCGUGCGCAAGCGCACGCCGACGGACGCGAACGGCUCGAACUGA
Molecule: messenger RNA, 1917 nt
Organism: Ostreococcus lucimarinus CCE9901
Lineage: Eukaryota; Viridiplantae; Chlorophyta; Mamiellophyceae; Mamiellales; Bathycoccaceae
Exons: 1
Coding region: 1-1917 (638 amino acids)
Biological process (GO): endoplasmic reticulum tubular network organization
Cellular component (GO): membrane; endoplasmic reticulum tubular network
Source: RefSeq, a predicted model, not a curated record